UGUGUAGCAUGGUGGACCAUGGCGCUCCACAGUUCAAGAAAGAUAUAUUUUCAUAAUUCGUAAAAACGAUUUUUCGUGUGUACCUAUUUAUGCUUGAAUAAUAUUAACAUGGAACCUCGAGUGAACGAACUGCUAAUAGCGGGCCCUGUCGCGACGAUUAAAGAAGAACCGGUUGAUCAAACUGGCGCGAAGCAAGACAUGCAACAAUCUCCGCAAGUACAGGGCGUUUGCAUCGAGGAAGAAUGCGAACAACGUAUCGAGUGUACCACCGAGGGCCAAGAAAACGAGACCCGGGCAUUUUUAUCGAAAUGUGUAUUCUGUGGAAAAACGUUUGUUCCUGGUGACGAUCCAAAACUUUUGGAGUGUUUACACGCAGCGUGCUCGGCAUGUGUCAACAGUAAACUGAGUGAUCACAAUACGUCGGUCGACGUGGAUGUUUUGUUGGAAAGCAAUGUGAUUGCUUGUCAAAUUUGUAAUGUCACCACUCAAGCAGACAAUUUAAUCGAGAAUCAGUUUUUGUCAAAAUUUAUAGAGGAAGAUAGUAGUCCAGGUACAGAUGAUGAGUUUAAAGAAACAGAAGAAGAAAAAAAGUGUACCAGCUGUCAUGAUAAUGCUAAUGCUACCAGUUGGUGUGUAGAAUGUGAAGAAUUUAUUUGUCAAAAUUGUGUUAUGGCACAUCAAAGACUAAAAAUCACAAAGGAUCACACUAUUAAACCAAAGGAUGAAGUUGCCAAUGAUAGAGAUAACGUUAAAAAGAGCAAUAAAAAGAUACCUGGCUAUUUAUUUUGUACAAUUCAUUCACACGAACAGUUGUCCUUAUUUUGUCAAACGUGUGAUAAACUUACUUGUAGGGAUUGUCAGUUAAGUGAACAUAGAGAUCACAAGUACAAAUUUAUUCAUGAAAUUGCUGCUGAGACGCGUACUUCUGUAUCAACCUUACUUAAAGAAGUCAGUUACAAACGAGUCUUACUCAAGAGUGCUAUGAAAGUUAUAGAGGAUAGACAAGUCCUCAUUCUAGAAAAGAAGAAAAAUUUAGUACAAGAUAUAACACAAAUGGUGGUGCAGUUAACAAAUGCAAUUAAUACCAGAGGAAAACAAUUAGUUAUGCGUUUGAAUGAAGUUUGUGAUCAAAAGCAGAAUACGUUAAACGAAAAGAAAGUAGCUUUAGACCAAUUAUCAAAGCUUACAGAUCAUUGUAUUCAAUUUGUGGCUCAUGCAUUAAAGAAAGGUUCAGAUCUAGAACUACUUUAUAGUAAAAAAUCCGUUACGAGUCACUUGCAAAGAAUUAAAAGCAGACGAGCUGACAUUCCAAAUCCAGAAAUACCUGUUAGAAUACAUUUAUCCUUGGAAAAAGUGCCAGACUUGAUAAAAGUGGUUUCAUCGAUCGGAGCGAUAGUAGUGGAUGGCAGAGUAUAUCCUUCGAUAUCUCCAUUGGGCGGAAUUAAUACGCCAUCUAUGUCGUACAAUGAAUCUCAGCCAGAGCAGAAACAGACAAAUAAUCUCUCGACUACUCCUAUGGAUGGUUCCUCUGUGGCUGCUCAAUUACCUCCCGUAACGCAACAGUCGAAUAAUAUUCAACAAAAUUCCUAUCAACAAGUGCCUCCGUCGUUAUCUCUACCACAACAACAACAACAGCAGCAGCAGCAGCAACAACAGCAGCAGCACCAACAACAACAACCACUACAACUACCACAAUCACAAAAUUAUAUGCAACAUUAUCCUAUUAAUAAUAUGCCACCACGAUCAUCGCCUCAGGCACAUCAGCCACGGGUGUUAUAUGCGGUUAACUUCAACAAUAAGAUGCAGCAUCCAGUAAUGAUGCAACAGCGACCAUUGGGUAGUUGUCAUCAACAAGUAACAUCAUCUACGCAUCCGCAUCAACAAGUCCAUAUAGAUCAACUUGGACAGAAUACAAGUCUACGUGGGCUUCUUGCACAUAAUCCUCCUCCUUAUCGGCCUUCUGCAAACCAUGUACCAUACCGACUACCACCGUAUAGAUAUCCUUCUAAUAAUUCUCAACGACCAGUACCGCCACACACGUAUCAACCGACAAAUACAUCAAUGGCAUCUGGUAUGAGGCUUCCACAAUGUAACGCAACUUCACCAUCUGCUCAGCAUUUAAAUUAUCCUGUGCAACAGCUCACCGCAGCCCGUUGGCACAUCCCCCAAAAUGUUAAUCCUUGUCUUCCUUAUUAUCCUUCCCGCCAUCAAGCCACACCACCAAUGCCAGUUCCUAUCAAUGAUACUUAUAAAAUAACGUUAAAGAAUCAACAACCCAACAACAAUCAAAAAUAUAAUACGCAAACAAGCGUUGCUUCCGAUAAUCCUCCUCAGGCGCAAAAUUCACCAUCUGUUGGGCACACGGUCAGUUCCUCGGUACCCAAAACGCCUAGUCCUGUGCCACCCGGAAAGACGGACGAAACUGAAAAGAGUUUAGACAAAUUUUGCCAGAAAUCAUUGAACGAUUUGAUGCUCACUAUUGCUAAAUUAGAUAGUAAUGGAAUCGUGGUGAUACCAGAGGCGCAACGAAAUCAGUUGGAUUCUGCUCAAGUAGAUAGUUCAACUGAUGAGGGAAUGAAUCCGAUGGCAGAGAAUUCAUCAGAUAAUUCCAAAAGUGCUGCAGCAUCUAUGGCAAAGGAUGAUCCUAAUGAAGAUUGGUGUGCAGUAUGCAUGGAUGGAGGAGAUGCUGUACUAUGUUGUGAUAAAUGUCCAAAAGUCUUCCACUUGUAUUGUCAUAUUCCUAGCUUAAAAUCAUUUCCUGAUGAAAGCGAAACUUGGCAGUGUAUGUUGUGUACAAAUGUGCUUGAUUGUUCAGAUGAUCCAGCAGGAGAAAAAAGGCCCAACACAAUCUGUGCAAAAGAGUUACGAAUUGCCCAAAGGAUUAUACUGGAGUUGUAUUGCCAGUAUGAGCAAAGUUUACCCUUCCGUGAAGUUGUUUCUAGUGAGAUAGUUGAUUAUCAUCGUAUUAUAAAGAAACCAAUUGCGUUAGAUGUAAUUAGAGAUAAAUUGAAACCUGAUCACCCAAAUCAUUAUAUGGACUUGAGACAAGUAAUGGCAGAUGUGAGAUUGAUGUUUAAGAAUGCUUUCACAUACAACCCUGUUGAGUCGCAAGUGUAUCAAGAAGCUCGUAAUUUAGAAGAAUUUUUUGAGAAAUUGUUACUGAAAUGGGCACCGAAUUAUGCUUACGACGAUCCUUUCCUAUCAGCUGAUAGAGAAGAAGAGGAGGAAGUAUUCCCUCCGAAUAGAAAAUAUCGACGGAUAGUUACUGACUAAUUUUUAUUUGUCACAACCGUGCACUUGAAAAAGUACGUUAUUUUUAAAAGAAAAUAGCAGAAUUACAU
Molecule: messenger RNA, 3341 nt
Organism: Dufourea novaeangliae
Lineage: Eukaryota; Metazoa; Arthropoda; Insecta; Hymenoptera; Halictidae
Product: E3 ubiquitin-protein ligase TRIM33
Exons: 11
Coding region: 109-3273 (1054 amino acids)
Biological process (GO): positive regulation of DNA-templated transcription
Cellular component (GO): chromatin; nucleoplasm
Molecular function (GO): ubiquitin-protein transferase activity; zinc ion binding; protein binding
Source: RefSeq, a predicted model, not a curated record